Molecule: messenger RNA, 1461 nt
Organism: Parastagonospora nodorum SN15
Lineage: Eukaryota; Fungi; Ascomycota; Dothideomycetes; Pleosporales; Phaeosphaeriaceae
Exons: 4
Coding region: 1-1461 (486 amino acids)
Source: RefSeq, a predicted model, not a curated record
AUGUCAGCGGAUCUUUUCGCAGAGUUUGCAGCAGAAUCGACUGCAAGUCAAGGGAAGCAACCGAUUUCAAAUGCAAGACCGGCACAACAACCGCCACCAAACUUCAGCUUCUUUGACAGCUUGGACGCAACACCAACCCCAGUGGCUCAGCCGCAAUCACUAUACCAACAGCAACAGUUCCAGAACUUUGUACCAGUGACUGCACUAGAGAACGCAAGCGAUGACAAUGAUGAUUGGGGCGAUUUCGAAGGUGAUUCUGCAACAAUUGAGCCCGCGUCUUCUGCAGGCCAGGACCCGUUCGCAAUCGCGUCAACAUUGACUGCACAGCUACCGCAGAGCACGGGGUCCACGACAACGAACAUCCAAGAUCCACUAGCUUUUGAUCUGAAGCAACCAAGCCGGCCUGACGAAAGGUUAUGGAAGAAAGCGCCCAUAAUUAAAGCGAAGAAAUCAGUAGACCCGAGCGUGUUAUUUGACGCAGAAGACGACUUGGAUGAUGAUGACGAUUUUGGAGACUUUGAGGGUGUCGAUUCAAACGCCGAUGCUCCAGUGGUAGGCCGUCAGUCCUCCGGACUCGUUGACUUGCUCGGGGAUUUGAGUGUAUCGCAGCCCAAGCCCUCGACAUCCAUCGGAACGAGGACUAGUAUUAACAAGCCUACUACACUGAGUCAAUCAACAAGGAAGAAAAGUCGCGGUGGGGCGUUCGGUGAGAUGACGAACCCGAAGCAACCUGGGACGAAAUCAGCACCACAGACAGAAGAUGAUGGUUGGGACACAUUCGAUGAUUGGGAGGCCUCUAUUCCCACAAAGACGCCAGCGAAUACCUCAAAUGCACAGGAAAAGCUCUUCAAGCCUAUGGCUGCACAGACAUUGCCAAUGAGAAACAAGCUUAUGGCUGAACCAGCGACGAUCAAUUAUCUGCAGGGAUACCUCGUGCUCGCAAACGUUGCCGCGCACAUCAUUGCGGGUCGAAAGCUACGAUGGAAACGUGAUCAGCAUCUAUCCCAGGGCAUGCGCAUUGGUCCCGCAUCUUCACGGGCAACAUCAGGCAUGAAGCUCACGGGCAUCGAUAGAGGGGAAAACAUGAAAGAGGAGAGGGAGACUUCGGAUGUUGUGAGAGUGUGGAAAGAGCAGGUUGGACGACUUCGACACGUGGUGUCUGGUACAAACCAAAUCAAGGCUGGGACACUUGGUCUAGUGCCAGACCUCCAGGAGACGAUGCCCGUCAAGACGUUGAAGCAAUCGGAAGGUGGCAUACCCGCACGACAGCCAUGCAUGAUGUGCGGUCUGAAGAGAGAGGAACGAGUCACUGCAACAGACAUGGCCACGGACGACAGCUUUGGAGAGUGGUGGAUCGAUCAGGUCAACAUGCAUCGAGGUGAUGUCGGAACUUCUGGAACCAACACAAGGAAGCUCUUCGACAACGAUGAAUGGGUCAAGCACACACUGGACCCAAUGUAG